This is a messenger RNA of Helobdella robusta, 405 nucleotides long. RefSeq lists its product as hypothetical. The record is from RefSeq and is a predicted model, not a curated record. Gene Ontology annotation, biological process: mitochondrial translation. The transcript is spliced from 3 exons. The annotation marks the transcript as partial. Lineage: Eukaryota; Metazoa; Annelida; Clitellata; Rhynchobdellida; Glossiphoniidae. Gene Ontology annotation, molecular function: structural constituent of ribosome. Gene Ontology annotation, cellular component: mitochondrial large ribosomal subunit; mitochondrial ribosome.
AACCUGACUGCCUUCUUUGAUACAAAAGAGAAUUGGGAAGAGACUAGUAUUGUUGUAGGUAGGCCGUGGAAAAAGGAUGAACUUCGUUUAAAAAGCAAUUCAGAUCUUCAUAAACUCUGGUAUGUCUUGUUGAAGGAAAGGAACAUGCUGAUGACGAUGGAGGCUGAAUACAACCGACAAUGCGAACUUUUUCCCAGCCCAGAAAGACUGGAAAAGGUAGAGGAGAGCAUGGAGAACAUUCUAGAUGUGGUCAGAGAACGAAACAGAGCCUACAAUCUUCUAGAAACUGGUAAAACUGGAGAACCCGAACGACGUUGGGUCUACAACCAAUUAGGGAUAGGUGGCUGGAGGACAUGCACAGAACAUUACAUACCUCUAUACAUGAACUUCAAGUUUAAAAAUAGC